Molecule: messenger RNA, 303 nt
Organism: Sphaeroforma arctica JP610
Lineage: Eukaryota; Ichthyosporea; Ichthyophonida
Exons: 1
Coding region: 1-303 (100 amino acids)
Source: RefSeq, a predicted model, not a curated record
AUGGGUACAACAAAAGAGGAGGCUGAGGCCCACGCCGGGGAACAAGCAGAGCUAUCUCUGUCAGCGGUUAAAGAGGGGGCCAAAAAACAGUUAGGUGGGGAGGUACAGCAGGUCAAAGAAGAGGUAGAAGAAGAGACUGAGCCACAACCACCUGCACCCGUACCAGCAGGCAAAGUGCCCACGUCCAGGAAUCCGAUGAAGAAAAUGAAGGAUAAAAUGGCGAAAACGAAUUCGCCUAUGUCUACGAAGAGUGACAAAUCAGGUAAAGGCGGGCAAAAUCGGUGGAAAUAUGUGUCUAUGUGA